This is a messenger RNA of Vicugna pacos (alpaca), 5349 nucleotides long. The record is from RefSeq and is a predicted model, not a curated record. NCBI's taxonomy places the organism in Eukaryota, Metazoa, Chordata, Mammalia, Artiodactyla, Camelidae.
CAGGUUUCCCAUCAGUAGUUCCCGGAUAUUUGCUGAGCGGUUACUUCUGCUGUGAGGGAAAACAAAGACCCAAUAUUCAGUACUUGAUAUUUGUUUGGGGUGGGAAUGGUAGUGGUGGAGUCUGAGGGGGCGGGGCGGACGCGGAGGUACUGACGGAGAUCAGCUGCGACCCCUGGACAGAGGCUUUUUAUUGCCUUCAGCAGGAUGGUGACAUUCCUUUAGAACUGUCGAGCUCCAGGUCUCCCAUAUGGUUCGAACUCACUGUGCAACACUGGUCAGGGGACCUAAAUGGGUCAGAUUUGGGGGAGGCGGCAAGUUGCAGACAGUACUUUACUAUCCUCAGCUACUUCACCGGGCUGCCCUGGAAGUCGCCCAGAAAUGCAGGUCUGUCACCUUUAUGCUCCGUUUUGACUUGCUGUCCUGAAGUUGGUGCCACCUCAGAUGGCCUCGCGGAGCAUAUGGGAAGCGAGGCCAGCUCUAGCAAGACUUUAGACAUAUGAGUGUAUUCCUUCUGAUAGUGCCAUCUCUCUCUGCCCUAGGAGGACACUUCUUACAGAGAGAGACUCAUCUGCAGGUGAUUCUCCAAGGACAUGGGAAGAUAGGUGUAAGCCCUGGAACCUAGACCCAUAAGUGGAGGGAAGCUGCUUUCUGCUGGGAAUGAUGGCCAAACCCACCCUGAGAGGGAAUGGCACUAACUCUGAGACCUUCCGACAGCGCUUCAGGAGAUUUCAUUACCAGGAGGUAGCUGGGCCUCGGGAGGCUUUCAGCCAACUCUGGGAACUUUGCUGUCGGUGGCUAAGGCCGGAGGUGCGCACCAAGGAGCAGAUUGUAGAAUUGUUGGUGUUAGAGCAGUUCCUGAUCGUCUUACCUGGGGAGAUCCAGAAUUGGGUGCAAAAACAAUGUCCAGAAAGUGGAGAGGAGGCAGUGGCUCUGGUGGAAGAUUUAGAAAGAAAGCCUGGAAGACCUGGACGUUCGGUCACAGUCUCUGUGAAGGGGCAGGAAGUGCGCUUGGAGAAGAUGACACCCCUGAAAUCAUCACGAGAGUUAUUAAGUGUUCGGCAGGAGUCAGUGGAACCCCAGCCCAGGGGUGUACCCAAGAAAGAGAGGGCAAGAAGCCCAGACCUGGGACCGCAGGAGCAGAUGAACCCAAAGGAGAAGCUCAGACCUUUUCAAAGGAGCGGAUUUCCGCUUCCUAAAGCCCGUGUGGUCUCCAAAUUGGAGCAAGGGGAGGCACGGAUCCCAGAUCUGGGCUCAAAGGAGAAGGAACUCCCAGGAGGCAGUCACACAGGAGGCAGACGAAUGCACGCUGAUCUGUUACCAUCCAGGAGACAGAGAAGCUGGGUGGAACAGGAUCACUGGGGCCUUGAGGACGAGAAGGUGGCAGGUGUGCACUGGGGCUAUGAAGAGACCAGGACUCUCCUCGCAAUUCUCAGUCAGACUGAGUUUUAUGAGGCUCUCCGAAACUGUCAUCGAAACAGCCAAGUGUACGGGGCUGUAGCUGAGCGGCUCCGGGAGUAUGGCUUCCUCCGGACCCUGGAGCAGUGUCGGACCAAGUUCAAAGGUCUCCAGAAGAGCUAUCGGAAAGUCAAGAGUGGCCACCCACCUGAGACCUGCCCCUUCUUUGAAGAGAUGGAAGCUCUGAUGAGUGCCCAAGUCAUUUCCCUGCCCAGUAACGACGUGGAGGAGACAGCCCCUCACUCUGGCCUGGUGGGCAGCGAAGCUGAGCCUGAGGAGCUGGAGCAGGAGGGCUGGCAGCAUGAGGAAGGGGAAGAGGCCCUGGCUGAAGAGUCUGACAGUGACGAAGUGGGCCAGGAGGCCACCCCUCAGGACCCCAAUAACUCCACCACACCUGUCCUCUUCCGAAGCCCAAGUGGUGUACACUGGGGCUACGAAGAGACAAAGACUUACCUUGCAAUUCUUAGUGAGACUCAGUUUUACGAAGCCCUCCGAAACUGUCACCGCAACAGCCAGCUGUAUGGAGCAGUGGCUGAGCGGUUAUGGGAAUAUGGCUUCCUGAGGACACCAGAGCAGUGUCGGACCAAGUUUAAAAGCCUCCAGACCAGCUAUCGAAAAGUCAAGAAUGGCCAAGCACCAGAGACCUGCCCCUUCUUUGAAGAGAUGGAUGCUUUGGUGAGUGCCCGGGCUGCUGCCCCGUCCAGUGAUGGCCAGGAAGAGAUGGCCUCACACCCCAUCCAGGAGACCAGUGAGGCCGAAGCUGAGAAGCAAACUGAGGAGGCAGAUGAGGAGGCCACAGAAGAAGAUUCUGAAGAUGAUGAAGAGGAUACUGAGGUACCCCCAGAGGCUAUGACCCGUGCUCCAGUCUUAUUUCAGAGCCCCAGUGGUUUUGAGGCUGGAUUUGAAAAUGAAGAGAAUCUAAAACGGGAUAUUUCUGAGGAAGUACAACUACAUAGGACAUUACUUGCAAGGUCGGAAAGGAAAAUCUCCCGGCAUCUUAAUCAGGGUAAAGGCAGUGAGAGUGAAUGUAGAUCAGGAAGACAGUGGGAAAAGACCCCAGGGGAAAGAAAAGGAAAAGCGACAUCCCCAGAGAAGAGUUUAGGUAAAGUUUUAAGUCAUCAGAGACCGUACUUGGGAGAGAGACCCUAUAAAUAUCUCAGAUAUGGCAAAAGCUUUGGUCCAAACACCCACCUCAUGCAUCCGCUAUCCCAACAAGCGGAAAAUCCGUAUAAAUGUGCUGAUUGCGGGAAAAGCUUCAGUCGGAGUGCACGCCUCAUUAGACACCGGAGAAUCCAUACUGGAGAGAAACCUUAUAAGUGUCUUGACUGUGGGAAAAGUUUCCGUGACAGUUCCAAUUUCAUCACCCAUAGGAGAAUCCAUACGGGAGAGAAGCCGUAUCAAUGUGGUGAGUGCGGAAAGCGCUUCAAUCAGAGCUCAAGCCUUAUCAUUCACCAGAGAACCCACACAGGAGAAAAGCCCUAUCAGUGUGAAGAGUGUGGAAAAAGUUUCAAUAACAGUUCUCAUUUCAGUGCACACCGGAGGAUACACACAGGAGAGAGACCCCACGUGUGUCCUGACUGUGGAAAGAGCUUCAGUAAGAGUUCUGACUUACGUGCACAUCACAGAACCCACACAGGAGAGAAACCCUAUGGCUGUCAUGACUGUGGCAAGUGCUUCAGUAAAAGCUCUGCUCUUAAUAAGCACCGAGAAAUCCAUACACGAGAAAAACCUCUGUCACAGUCAGCACUUAAAUAAGCCCCUGAGGGUCUAUGAAGGAAACAGCCUCAAUACAUGUACUAAAAUCAUUUGGAAAAGUCUUCCAACAGUGAGAUCCAUCUCCUCAACUGUGAGAUCCAUCUCCUCAACUGUGCCCUACUAGUUUAGGAAAUACCCUGAAAUUUACCCCACUGUUUGUUCCUAUUUCUCCUGGAUCUGGAGUCAAAUUCCCAAAGCAUCUUAAGAAUGAAAGAUUUCAGUCCCUCUCCUUGCUUGAAUUGACAGGUAACACCUUUCCCUCUCAGUGCCCGUGUUGUUCCCCUAAUAGAGAGGACCCAGUAGUAGGUCCUAUGAGUUUGAUGUCAGCCUUCUUUAUUCAUCCUGUUAUUCAGCUGCAUCUCCACUGGAAAAAUCCAUCACAGCAGCACUUCAGGGAGAAGUUGUGAGACUUCUCAUUGAAUGGGUCUAGCUCUUUGUGCAGUAAUGGAAAUGCAAAAAAGAAUGACUUUUCCUGCUCACUUAAGCCUGUACUCAGAAUGACAGAUCUGUCACGCACACUCUUCAUUUACCUUAAAGGAGGAGAGUUUAAUGUCCAGCUUGGUUCUGACCUGUGAAUCAUCUUGUCAAGAACCUAGGUGUGCUAUAUGGGGAAACCAUGUAAACCUUGUCUAAGUAUUGAGGUGUGAACCCUGGAUUUCUUAAGUUUCUUCCAAGCCCUAGAAGCUUUGGAAUAGAAUAAUACUGCACUUAUAGCACCUAGUUUGAUUUUUAAAUUUUUUUCCUGCUCCAUCUCAUCUGAAUUUCAUCUGUCUCUUGUGGUCCAGAAGCCCAAAGAGCAAGCCAGCUGAAUGUGGUGACAGGAAAAGCAGCUAAAGCUGCCAAGAGGGAACUGUCCAUAUUCCACACACCCUAAACACCUGGCCUUGUGUUACACACCCUGUGGACACUUAGUACUAACCUGCAAUAAGCAGAAUCCACCUGCCACAUUCCCAUGGAUUGGGAAAACAGACCGCUUUGUGCCAACAACUCUUUAUACCCUAAUGGUAACAAGGACAGAUUGUCUUUGUCUGGUCAGUGGAGUUGACAAUACUUGCACACAUGCGCACACAUAUUCAACUGUGUACAUCUAUUUUUAAAAGCAGCUCUUCAAACACAAAUGUAAUUCUGACCUUUAUAAUCAAAACGUAUUGAAAUAACUGCCUGUAUGUUCAUAGUACUAUGAUGAGCCUGUCUGUACAGCACAAGUUAAACACACUCCAUCCUUAUCCGUACAGUCUAAGAUAGUGUCCAUGACACUGACACGGACAAACACUAAGUGCACAUAUAUAGCUGCCACAGUUUUAGGGAAAUCUAGAAAGCUAGGUAGUAACACUAUGCAUAAAUGUGAAGGUCUAGUGCAUUAGAGUUUGUGAAAAUUUGAGAGGUAUUUUCUUUCAUCAGGAAGGCUUCAUGAAAUAGAAGUGUUCAGAGGGAAGGUUACUGGGUAAAUGAGAGCAGGAAGAACUUUCCAAAACUAACUGCAAAACUGAGUGCUGAGUGGGUGAGAAAUGGGGAAACUGGGGCGCAAUGGAGCAGAAGGCAAAGGACAGACUGUAAGGAAGGUGAGACAAAAGUUGGAGCAGUGCAGAAUGUAAGGGGUGGUACAAUACGGGCUUCGUAGGAGGCAGAGAGAUCUGGUCAGCUGAAGCACCGAGUGCCAGAGACACACGAGGAGGUGCUCCCAUCCUCCAGAGUAAACUGGGGCCCGUGCUAUGCCAGGAGACAACUGGGUGGCACCCAGGAAGAAGAAUGAGCAGCUUUAGGGGACUGCUAUGGGAGACCAAAGUCAGAAACUAGUAUCUUGCAAAGAUACUUUGAUGGGCAGGUCAGAGGAAAGAGGACUGUGAGCAGAUGGCCAAGGGCUGGGCUAAGCAGCUGUUUCAUAUUCACACGUAGUUGGAGUCCUGUGCCUGGACUGAGAGGUGGGGAGACAGAUUCUCAAAUUCACAGCUUACUGUGAUAGAUGAGAGACUACGUAGCACUCUGGCGUUGAGGGAAUCUCCUAAUUCCUAAUUCUUAGGAAUUAAGGGAGAUGGUAUCUCAAUUAUGUUGCCUAAGCAGACAGGAAGAUGCAGGAAACACCAGUGUGAAGCAACACCUCAGGAUCUGAGGCAGUUUAGGAAAUGUGCUAUGUUUUUU